GCCUUGAGUGGCCCAGGGCGGGGGACCUGGAAGUUUUAGCCUCCCGGCUCCUGAGGCGGAUUAAGUAGCCCAAGAAACAUUAUAUUCAUGCUCAGGUGGAGAAAAGCAGGGCUAGAAUUGGAACCCAAAGCCCAGAAUGGCAGGAGAGGAUGCGGGGGCUCCACCCGAUCACCUCUGGGUUCACCAAGAGGGUAUCUACCGCGACGAAUACCAGCGCACGUGGGUGGCCGUCGUGGAAGAGGAGACAAGUUUCCUAAGGGCACGAGUCCAGCAAGUUCAGGUUCCCUUAGGUGACGCAGCUAGGCCAAGUCACCUUCUCACCUCCCAGCUACCUCUCAUGUGGCAACUCUACCCUGAGGAGCGCUACAUGGAUAACAACUCUCGCUUGUGGCAGAUCCAGCAUCAUUUAAUGGUCAGGGGAGUACAGGAGCUGUUGCUUAAGCUUUUGCCUGAUGAUUAACCUGGUGCUGGGAUUCUAGGAAGAUGUGCUCCACUGUUCUAUUCAGUACAUGGCAAUCACUUCAUCCAGCACUGCAGUGCACCCACCUGUGGGC
Molecule: messenger RNA, 554 nt
Organism: Hyaena hyaena (striped hyena)
Lineage: Eukaryota; Metazoa; Chordata; Mammalia; Carnivora; Hyaenidae
Gene: MTCP1
Product: mature T cell proliferation 1
Exons: 5
Coding region: 137-460 (107 amino acids)
Biological process (GO): positive regulation of peptidyl-serine phosphorylation
Molecular function (GO): protein serine/threonine kinase activator activity
Source: RefSeq, a predicted model, not a curated record